Messenger RNA from Boeremia exigua, 531 nucleotides. RefSeq lists its product as uncharacterized. Bases 1 to 531 code for a protein of 176 amino acids. The record is from RefSeq and is a predicted model, not a curated record. The transcript has 2 exons. NCBI's taxonomy places the organism in Eukaryota, Fungi, Ascomycota, Dothideomycetes, Pleosporales, Didymellaceae.
AUGGACAAGCCGCUCGCCAACCUCCUCGCUGUCGUGCAGCUGCUCUGCCUGCCCAUCACCAAGCUCCUCCAUGCCGUGCGAUUCGUCCUGUCACCCAUCUUGCGCCUAGUCCUCUUCCUGCUGUCGCCAAUCGCCAUCGUGGGCGGCUUUGUGCUGCUCCCCUUUGUACAUCUCGCCAAGGGUCUGUUUCAUGUCGUCACGUUACCGCUGCAGGUGGAGUGGCUGGAGCGCAUCGAGACACUCUACAUCUAUCUUGGAACUGCUGGCCUCAUAGGGUGCAUGACUGGCGCCGUGCUCUACUUCAUCUUCAAGUUCUUGUCCUCAACCCUCAGCAUUGAUGCUGCCUCGAAACCCCCAGCCCGCAGAGCUCGCACCACUGCUGAGUUCAGGACUGCUCAGCGCGAGAAGCGUGAGAAGCUGUCGCCUGUUCUACAAAGUCCCAAUCGUGUGGCAGUGGACAGGACUCCCUCCUCGAGGAGAAGAGGUCUCCUGUCACAGACCAUCGUCGAGGAGGAGGAUUCAGAUCUGUAA